AUGCUCGAUCACCUUGCGUCGGUCAAAGGAGACAACAUUGUCGUAGUUGUCGAUUGCUGUCACUCCGGCUCUAUAACUCGCGAGGCCCCAGAGGGCGAUGACGAUGUUCGCUUCAGAGCUCUCCCUCUCUCAAAGCCUCUCCUAGACGAGAUAGAUAAUGAUAUCUUCAAAGCCCACUGUAUGUCAGGUGAUGGACCCUCUCGGCGUCUAGGCACUGCGUCUCAUGUUCUCUUGGCCGCCUGUGGGGCAAGCGAAAGAGCUUAUGAAAGGGCCGGGCAAGGGGAUUUUACUCGAGCAAUCCUAGAGACCCUUUCAAAACUCAGUCGCAAGGAUCUGAGCUAUCGUGACCUCAUUCGAAAGCUCCCACCUUUGGCUAGGCAA
Messenger RNA from Acaulospora colombiana, 381 nucleotides. Lineage: Eukaryota; Fungi; Glomeromycota; Glomeromycetes; Diversisporales; Acaulosporaceae. The record is from the annotation of a GenBank genome assembly.